AUGAGCUUGACAAUCUAUCUUUUUGACAGUAAAUGUUCUCGCUCUUCUAGGACGACAACUGAUGUCUCAGGUAUCACCAAGCAUACCGUCAGCCUAUUUCAGCCUGCUCAUAUCUAUAUUUCAGUCACAUUAGCUCCCUAUCUAUCUAUCUAUCUAUCUAUCUAUCUAUCUAUCUAUCUAUCUAUCUAUCUAUCUGCCUGCUCCUAUCUAUAUUUCUGUCUUACGAGGUUUCUAUCUAUCUAUCUAUCUAUCUAUCUAUCUAUCUAUCUAUCUAUCUAUCUAUCUAUCUAUCUAAUCUUCGCUCCUCUAGGACUAACUUAUGUCUUAGAUAUCAUCAAGCGUACUAUCAGCCUGCUCCUAUCUAUAUUUCUGUCUUACGAGGUUUCUAUCUAUCUAUCUAUCUAUCUAUCUAUCUAUCUAUCUAUCUAUCUAUCUAUCUAUCUAUCUAACAAUAUGGUUUUCGCUCCUCUAGAACUAACAUGUCUUAGAUAUCGUCAAGCAUACUAUCAGCCUGCUCUUAUCUAUAUUUCUGUCUUACGAGGUUUCUAUCUAUCUAUCUAUCUAUCUAUCUAUCUAUCUAUCUAUCUAUCUAUCUAUGAGUUUAAUUUAUUUUUGUUCGCAAUAAGGCUUCAGGUGUUUGUUAAGUAG
This is a messenger RNA of Acanthosepion pharaonis, 648 nucleotides long. NCBI's taxonomy places the organism in Eukaryota, Metazoa, Mollusca, Cephalopoda, Sepiida, Sepiidae. The record is from the annotation of a GenBank genome assembly.